AUGAAACAACAAGAUAUUGAAAAAAUCAAAAAAAUUAGAGGUCCUAAGCUUAGCAUAAAUAGCAUUGAUUCUAAUUUUAAAGUUAUCAUAAAUCGAUUAUUGGUAAAAGGGUUAUUUAAAGAGAGAAAUAAAAAGGCCUCGCAAACCUAUUAAUAAUAAUUUAAUUUUUCUAAAUUUUUUUUCUAAGAUUUUCAACCUUGAGCCCUCAUCAGAAUGUUUCGAUUAUCGGCAAAAUUAUUAUGAUAAUUCCAAAGUAAUUAAAUUUGUAUGAAGAAAUUGAAAAAAUAUUAUUGGUACUUUUGAUAUCGAAACUUUACAAAUUUAUCAUUAUAAGCAUUCAUGAAAUCAUUAUCUUGAUGCAUAUGGGAUAAAAUGUUUGCUACCUGAUAGUAGCGUUUUUUGUUCUCAAUAUGAAAAUUGCUUCAUAAUUGACUCAUUAGGUAAUAUAAAAUCAAUAUCUACUUAUAAAAAUAAGUCAAUAUUGUCUGCCAUUUAUGUUGGUGGAUGCAUUUUUGCAUGCUGCAAUGGUUUUAAAAGCUGAGCGAAAUACAUUAUUCAAAGAAAUGAAUGAAGCGAAUUAACUCCUCUUCCUCAAAGUCUUUUUACUGAAAGCGCUUUAUUUCAAAAUUAUAUUUUAUUAGGGUCAAAUAGCUCAUCAAAAAUUAUUUACUACGAUAUGCUAAUAGACUGUUUUUCAGAAAUAUCAUUAAAUUUAAAACAAUCAACAACAAAGACUAUUGUUGUACAAGAUCGAAGGAUAUUUAUCAUAGAAUUUUCUCAAUAUAUAUAUGAAAGCACUGAUAAUUUAAUAACAUGGAACACUAUAGGAGAAUGCUCUGAACUAAUAGCGCGUUUAUCUAGAACAAGCUAUCCCAUCUUUUAUAAAGAAAAAAUAUAUAGAAAAUUCCUGGGGAUAGCGCGGAAUACGCUAUCCCCAGGACCAACCGGGAUCGGAUCCCACAUGGAACGAGGGUUCCAUGUGUGGAUCCAUUUUUCACACGUGAAAGUAAAUAUCUCACAUGUGAAUCCGAUCCGGGUUGGUCCUGGGGAUAGCGUAUUCCGCGCUAUCCCCAGGAAUUAUCUAUAUUUUUUAACUGAUCAUGAGAUCUAUGCAUUUGAUAUAAACGAAAGGGUGACCAAAUCUGUGGCUAAGAUUGAUUUUUCUCAUAAAUUCUUAUAUAAUUAA
Molecule: messenger RNA, 1186 nt
Organism: Blepharisma stoltei
Lineage: Eukaryota; Ciliophora; Heterotrichea; Heterotrichida; Blepharismidae
Source: the annotation of a GenBank genome assembly